AUGAGAGAAUUAACAGAGAGUUAUCCAAUUGGUACUGACAGACCAAAUAUUAUUUAUUCUGAUGAAAUAGCUUCAAGUCGACAAGAUUUUCCCAAAAGACCUUUAGACGAAGAUGGCAAACUCAGAAAACUUGACUCCAUCAAAAAGUCAGUUGCUAGAGGUGAUUCGGUCAAGAAUUUGAAAAGACUUAAUUCCAAUAACAGUUCUGUAACUGUUAAAAAACCUUUAACAAGAUAUGAAAAAUUUCAAGCUUGGAUGGUUAAUGAAGGAAAUCGAAAAAUAUUUUUUACAUUUUGGAUUUUACUUCAUGGAUUAGUUUUUUCAAUGGCGUUUUUGAAUUUCUUAUUUAGUGAUAAUUUGUCAACAGCUCGUUCUAUUUUUGGUAUAACAUAUCCAAUUGCUCGUUCCUCGGCCUUGGUUUUACAUGUAGAUGCAGGCCUUAUACUAUUUCCAGUUUGUAGAAAUUUGAUUUCUUUAUUUCGUACAACUCCAUUAAAUGCCAUCAUACCAUUCGAUGAAAAUAUUGAAUUUCAUAAGGCCAUCGGCUGGUCAAUAUUAUUUUUCUCUUUGUUGCACACAUUUUCUCACUGGGCAAAUUUUGCUAGAUUGACUAUUGCUUUGAAUGAAGAUUUCAUCUAUUUUUUGAAAUUAAAUUUUUUAAGUGGUCCUGGUGCAACUGGUUAUGUUAUGUUGAUAUCUUUGCUUAUAAUGGUCAUUACAGCUACAGAUAAUCAGAGACGUAGAAAUUUUAAUAGAUUUUGGUAUUUGCAUCAUCUAUUUGUACCUUUUUUUGGUGCAUGGGCAUUCCAUGGAGCAUUUUGUAUGAUAAAACCUGAUAGACCACCAUUUUGUAGUGAUAUUGCUGUAUUUUGGAAAUAUUGGAUAGCAUCUGGUACAAUUUAUAUUGGUGAACGUAUUUUACGUGAGAUACGUGCACGUCAAAACACAUAUAUAUCAAAAGUUGUUAUGCAUCCAUCAAGAGUGGUUGAAAUACAAAUCAAAAAAAAAAAUAUUGUGACCAAAGCAGGUCAAUACAUCUUUUUAUGCUGCCCUGCAAUAUCUAUACUUGAAUGGCAUCCAUUUACUUUAACCUCUGCACCAGAAGAAGAUUAUAUAUCUGUACAUAUUAGAACUGUGGGUGAUUUUACUAAAACAUUGGCAAAGAAAUUAGGUUGUGACUUUGAGGAAGAAGAAAGGUUACGUAAAAAAGCAGGGAGCGAAAAUCGUGCUAAAAGUACUUAUGAUGGAGUUGAUAUUUCAAUAAAUAGUCCAGAGUUGAAGAAAGUUUUACCUAGAGUGAUGAUUGAUGGUCCUUUUGGUAGUGCUUCAGAAGAUGUAUUUAAAUUUGAAGUUUCUAUAUUGAUUGGUGCUGGUAUUGGUGUAACACCUUUUGCAAGUAUUCUAAAAAGCAUUUGGUAUCGUAUAAACUAUCCAAAAAAAUCUACAAAGUUACGUAAGGUUUAUUUCUUUUGGAUUUGCCGUGAUUAUGAUUCAUUUGAAUGGUUCCAAUCAUUAUUACUAGCUAUUGAAGAACAAGAUAUUGAUCAAUUCAUUGAGAUUCAUACUUAUCUUACAGCACGUUUACGAAAUUCUGUUAUUGGUAAUAUAUUAGUGAAUGAUGAUGGUAAUAUUAAAGAUACCAUUACUGGACUUCGUGCACCAACGCAUUAUGGUAGACCAAACUGGGAUAGGAUUUUUUCAAAUAUGAGGGAACAACAUCCGUCCACUGAUGUUGGUGUAUUCUUUUGUGGACCAAAACCACUGGGAAAACUAUUAAAUAAUAAAUGUAAUUUAUGGAGUCAAGGAUCUGAAGAGGGCACAAAUUUCGUUUAUGGAAAAGGUAAAAAUACGUUUUGUUUAUUUUUGCAAGUAUUAAUUGCUUAUGGAAAUGUAUUUGCUGUUAUAUUAAACCCUUCCUUUGAAGUUUUAAUGCUUUUGGAUAAAUCCAGUAAAGAUACUAUUAAUUCAAAAAAAUCAACAAUAAUUCCUAUAACCAAUAUAACAAUUCCUGAUCAGACUCAACAAUUACUUUGUCAUGCAUUAGAUAUGAAAAAAACCAGAAUAGUGGAGAAUGAUUGGUCAAAAAUCAGGAUGUUUGAAUUUCAAUUGAACUUAGAUGAGAAAGCUUGGCUUAUGAGUAAAAUAGAUUCAUUUCAAUGUAUAAAAUGCCCGGAAUUAAAUGAACAUUAUGGACUUAUACAUGAAAUAAUGUCAUUAGGAAAAAAACUCAAUGGAUUGCUUCAUACAAUAACUGGUGAAAAUUUGGAAUUAAUGCCAGAGUAUGAACAAAGAAUAGAAGUUCUUAAAUCUUUAAAGUAUAUUGAUGAAAAAACUUCAGUGGUUCAAUUGAGAGGUCAAAUUGCUUGUAAGAUUAAUACUGCUGAUGAAUUGUUAGUCACUGAAUUGAUUUUUGGAAAUGUUUUGAAAGAAUCUGAAUAUGACCCAGCUGAAAUCUUAAUUUAUCUUAUUUAUGAAAAAAAAGGUGUUGCAGAAAUAAAAAAAGUUGCGAAGUAUGUUGGAGAGGUUCAAAGAAAAAAAAAUGUUGAUAUUCAAGUAGAUGAUUAUGUCGAAACAAUUAAGUUUGGAUUAGUUCAAGUAGUAUAUGAAUGGGCAAGAGGAAUGGUAAACUUUUUAAAUUUUGUUAUUGUGGAAUUAGAUGAAACUUGUAGUGAAAUAAAAAGUGCUGCACAGUUAAUGGGAAAUAUAGAAUUAUGUGCUAAAAUGGAUAAAGCUCGAAGUUUGAUAAAACGUGAUAUUGUAUUUGCAACUAGCUUG
Molecule: messenger RNA, 2775 nt
Organism: Entrophospora candida
Lineage: Eukaryota; Fungi; Glomeromycota; Glomeromycetes; Entrophosporales; Entrophosporaceae
Source: the annotation of a GenBank genome assembly